GGGAACCCCACCACUGCGCCUUCUCUGACAGGGCUGCUCGAGGCGGCCAAGUGGUGCUGUGGAAAGGCGCUGCAGUGCACGGGGCGGCGUGGCGCGGAGGAGGGAAACACGGACGCCUCCCGGUUCAACGCGGAUCCCGGUCCGUGACGCGAGAAUCGCGGACAGAGUGUAUUCUGAGUCAGCUUUAAACAAUGACUAAGACAAGGGAUUGCUGUUGACUAACAGCUGGACAUUUGACUGACUGGAAAGGACACUUUGAUUCCUGGAAGGACACACUGCUGUGUGGACACCCCGAGGAGAAGACCAUGCCUGACCUGAGCUGAACCUCCGGUCUUAGGUCUCAGCAUCUGGAGCACAGCGGUCCGUAUCAUCUCUGUUGUGACCGCACCUCCACUCUGCUGCAGCCGUCAGCCUCCUGCCACUACCACUGUGAGCAAGGUUUUUACUGCAAGACGGCCGCUGAUGCGGGCACCUGGGCUAUGAGCUACACGGCAGCGCCCAGCCCCUGACAGCGGAUUGGGACUCUCACAUGGAAGCCGCAUCGACACCGGUUAUGGGCCAGAGACUCCUCCCGCAGUGAACCGUAGCUCGUCGAGAACUCCAUGAUGGUCCCCUUGUUACUUGUUGCGACGGCCACAGAACAAAAGAAUGUAACAAGCCAGACUGAAGAACCGAGCUCUGAACAGAACCAACAGGUCCUGGCCACCGUCCUGGUGGUCUCGCUGCUCUUGGUCAUUGCCAUCCUCCUGGCCUGGUACUUCCUCAGGUUAAGAAACCAAAGGAAGGCAGUCGUCACCACAGUGGACAAGAAGAUACCCAAUGGCAUUCUGGAGGAACAAGACCCCAGCAAAGUUGUCGGAGGCCAUGCUGGAGUGUCACACACACCUACCACACGACGAGCAGAGCAACAGACGGUGGUUCUGCUUCCAAGGUCUUCCUCCACAUCCAAGACAUACCCGCCCAUCCCCGUGGACUCCCUGGAGGAGGAGUACAGGAUCCGGUUGGCCGACGACGGGAAGCUCUUCCGAGAGGAGUUCAACUCUCUCCCUGGCAGCUCCCCUCAAGGCUCCUACGAGGAGGCCAACAAGGAAGACAACAAAGAGAAGAACCGAUAUCCCAACAUCCUUCCAUAUGACCACUCAAGGGUGGUGCUCUCACUCCUGGAUGGACAUACAUGUUCAGACUAUAUAAACGCUUCAUAUAUCGAUGGUUAUCAAGAAAAGAAAAAAUUCAUAGCAGCACAAGGGCCAAAGCAAGACACCGUCGCAGACUUCUGGCGAAUGGUCUGGGAGCAGAAGACUGCCACCAUUGUGAUGCUUACAAAUCUUAAAGAAAGGAAAGAAGAGAAGUGUCAGCAGUACUGGCCCGAUCAGGGCUGCUGGACCUACGGCAAUGUGCGCGUGGCUGUGGAGGACUUCACUGUGCUCGUGGACUACACCAUACGCAAGUUCUGCGUGCAGUAUCAGGCCGCUGACGGCUCCAAGGCCCCCCGGCUGGUCACCCAGCUGCACUUCACCAGCUGGCCCGACUUCGGCGUACCCUUCUCGCCCAUCGGCAUGCUCAAGUUCCUCAAGAAGGUGAAGGCCGUGAAUCCGUCGUACGCAGGUCCCAUUGUGGUGCACUGCAGUGCUGGCGUGGGCCGGACAGGGACCUUCAUCGUGAUCGAUGCCAUGAUUGACAUGAUGCAUGCCGAGCAGAAGGUGGACGUCUUUGGAUUUGUUUCCAGGAUACGAGACCAGCGUUCCCAGCUGGUUCAGACAGACAUGCAGUACUCAUUCAUUUACCAGGCUCUGUUGGAGUACUACCUCUACGGGGACACGGAGCUGGACGUAUCCUCACUCGAGGGCCACCUGCAGAAGCUGCACAACACGUCAGCGCCAUCCGACAGGAUCGGCCUGGAGGAGGAGUUCAAAAAACUGACAAACAUGAGGAUAAUGAAGGAGAACAUGAGAACGGGCAACCUCCCCGCGAACAUGAAGAAGAACCGCGUCCUGCAGAUCAUCCCCUACGACUUCAACAGAGUUAUUCUGUCCAUGAAAAGGGGUCAGGAAUUCACAGACUACAUAAACGCAUCAUUUAUUGAUGGCUACAGGCAGAAGGACUAUUUCAUCGCCACCCAGGGACCCCUGGCCAGCACAGUGGAGGACUUCUGGAGGAUGGUGUGGGAGUGGAAGUGUCACUCCAUCGUCAUGCUGACAGAGCUGCAGGAGAGGGAGCAGGAUAAGUGCUUCCAGUACUGGCCGUCGGAGGACGCUGUGACAUAUGGCGAUUACUCUGUGGAAAUGAAAGGUGACACACUCUGUGAUACUUUCAGUUUGCGGGACCUGGUGCUCACCUAUAACCCGGACAAACAGACGCGCCUCGUUCGGCACUUCCACUUCCACGGAUGGCCGGAGAUCGGCAUCCCGGCUGAUGGGAAGGGCAUGAUUGAAAUUAUAGCGGCUGUGCAGAAGCAGCAACAGCAGUCUGGGAACCAUCCCAUUGUUGUGCACUGCAGCGCCGGUGCUGGCCGGACAGGUACGUUCAUCGCUCUGAGCAACAUCCUGGAGCGGGUCAAGGCUGAAGGCCUGCUGGACGUGUUCCAGACCGUGAAGAGUUUACGAAUGCAAAGACCACACAUGGUGCAGACUGUGGAACAAUAUGACUUCUGCUACAGAGUGGUACAAGACUUUGUUGACAUUUUCUCAGACUAUGCCAAUUUUAAAUGAAGAAAUCUGCCUUAAUUCUUUAAAUUUUUCAGU
Molecule: messenger RNA, 2741 nt
Organism: Scleropages formosus (Asian bonytongue)
Lineage: Eukaryota; Metazoa; Chordata; Actinopteri; Osteoglossiformes; Osteoglossidae
Gene: ptprea
Product: protein tyrosine phosphatase receptor type Ea
Exons: 23
Coding region: 603-2708 (701 amino acids)
Biological process (GO): protein dephosphorylation
Molecular function (GO): protein tyrosine phosphatase activity
Source: RefSeq, a predicted model, not a curated record